AUGCUUCUACUACAUACUCCAGGAUCACUGGGUGAACUUUCGAUGCAACUGUUGCAGGAAGUUGGUUGGACAUUGAGAACGGUCAACCAUAUUCCUCCACCUAUCGGGAGACCUCCAGCACAUAACUUCAUGGAUCAGUAUACAAAACUACGCCUGUUUGAGUUAGACGACUACGAUAUGAUAUUUUAUCUUGACGCCGACAUGAUGGUUGUCCGCCCCUUCUCAGAGAUAUGGUCAUUCCCCGUCCCACUCGCGGCGACCAGAGAUGUCCGAAUGGGGUACGGCUGGCUGCCGUCAAUCAACGCUGGCUCCCUCCUUCUCAAACCCAAUAGACGUCUACUUUCUCACAUGCUCGAGAUUGCACCCACCUAUAAGUACAACUAUGUAUUUGCCGAGCAGGGACUCUUGAAUGGCGAGGACCCAUACUGGGCGAGAGACAUUACUAUCUUACCAUAUAUCUAUAACGGACAGCUUGGGAUCAAGCGCGUCUUCCCAAAGAUCUGGGAGCGCUUCAAGGACGACGUCAAGAUCAUUCAUUAUACAGGGCUGAAACCAUGGCAGUGGUACGAGAAGCCAGAUAUGCCAGUCGAACGGGAACUGUGGUGGAGGGAAUGGGAAGAGAUGCUGGAGGAGCGAAAGGCGCAAGACCUGGUCGAUAUAAGCCGUAUGGGUAGAAAUCCUCGCGAGAUGUAG
This is a messenger RNA of Serendipita indica DSM 11827, 693 nucleotides long. The record is from the annotation of a GenBank genome assembly. Lineage: Eukaryota; Fungi; Basidiomycota; Agaricomycetes; Sebacinales; Serendipitaceae.